AGAGUGCGAUGGGACCCAGACAUGGAACCAGGAGCCGAGCAGGACAGAGGUGAACCCUGGUGGCAAUGUGGUGCUGGCCUGCAAAGUGUACAACAAGCAGGGCACGUGCUCUUGGCAGAAGGAUGGCAAGCCUCAGGGAAUGUUUGUGGGUAAGUAUGAGUGGUCUGGUGAUCGAGAGGCUGGGGACUGCUCCAUCAGGAUCUUGGAUGCUAGCGAAGUGGAUGAUGGGGAGUGGGAGUGUCAGGUCACCGCCUCUGCCUUCACAGCUCAUGAUGCCCUUACAUCCAGGAUAGCUGAACUUGUUGUUAGAGUGGCACCCAACCGCCCUCAGUUGGAGGUUGAGACACAACAAGUGUUGGCAGGGCAGAACUUCACUGUGCAGGAAGAUCAGCCAGCUACAAUAAAGUGCAUCUCCCACUAUGGCAAUCCCCCAGCUGAUAUCAAGUGGUUCAUCGGUAAGUAUGUGCCAGAAAAAAAAAUGGGAGAAAUUAACUUCUAUGCUAGUUAUGGUAUUGCUGAUGUUUGUAAAGAAAACUUAUUAGUAAACUGGAAAAUUUUAUGGCUAUCAGAUGCACCCACUGUAACACUGGAGGGAGCUCCUUCUGAGGAUAUAGAAGAAGGAGUCGAUGAUGUGAGUCUCCGAUGCUUAGUGGACUCGAAUCCAGCAGCCAGUGUGGUGUGGCGUGUUCUGGGUGAGACAGACGUGUUCAGCUUCCUGUCAGAAGUUAGAUUCAGUCCCGCUACCCGCAAGCACUCAGCCACCUACACUUGUGAGGCCAGAAAUUCUGUUGGAGGCUCUUAUCCCAUUUCCGUCAAUAUUGAUGUAAAGUAUGGACCGCGAGUACUGCAGGUGGGGCCAGCUGCCAUGAUAACUGCUGCACUCCACAACCACACACUGCUUGAGUGUCUCGCUGAGGGCAACCCACCACCAAUGUACACUUGGCUUCAGACUGUUCCGGACACACAGGAGAAAGUAGUACGGGGUCACAAUGCUACGCUGCUGCUGGAGGGUAUAAGCUAUGAACACCAGGGCCAGUAUACCUGUGUCGCCUCCUCUGUUAUCAAAAGCCAUACUAUCGAAGAUGAAAGCCAGCCAAUCACAGUUGAGGUCGUCGGUGCCCCACAGGUGCUACGCUACACAGUGGAACGUAAUGUCCUGGUAGAGAAAGGCCAAGAUGCUGUGAUCCAGAUUGUCUUCUGUUCCGACCCUCAACCUUCCCGCACUUCCUGGGAGUGGGGUUCACUUCAGUUGGAGGCUGGAAAUGGCAGGGGCCGCUACGUAGCUGAGAACCUAGCUCAGGAUGUACGGGAGGAUUGCUACUCGGCAAGGCUGAGGGUGCAGGGUGUGGACAUUGCAGAUGCCAGAGACUAUGUACUCAAUGUGGAGAACGACAAGGGUGCUGAUCGUUAUGCCGUUGGUCUCCUUGUCAAUGGACAUGUAGACAAGCCCCCACUACAGCGUGUCCCUCCCUCAGCAGAACCCGUGUCCAUGUCCACUGUGAUUGGCAUCGUGAUCGCUUGUCUCGUCGUCCUUGUGCUGGUGACUCUGAUUAUCCUCUACGCUUUCAAGACAGAGAAAUGGUGCUUCUCUCAACGAGGAGAUUUCAAGCCUACAGAUCUGGAAAGUGACAAGAGUGACAUAGAGAGCCAGAAAGGAAAUAAUGGUAGGCAACAGUACUCUGCAUGUGGGUCAAGUGGUGGUAGGAGUGGGGGUAAGACUCCAGUAGUAGCUGGUUCUCUCGCCUCCAUCCCUCCUGACGCACUUUAUUCAUCAGCCCCCAAACAUACUAGUGUGUCCACACUAUCCUCUAAACCUGACCAUGAGUAUGAGAACUUGAAGAUAAUGCCAACACAAAUGGUAACACCAAACUUAUGUCAGGAAAUGAGAAGCAGCAGCAACAGUCAGUCGAAAAAAGAUGAACACUUAUUGACAGCAAAUGGAACAUGUGAAGUGAAAGAGGAAGAAAUACUGAUGAGUGACCAAGAGGAGAAGGAUAAUUCAAAAAAGGCCAUCAUAUACAGUCAGGGUGAAAUGCAAACUUUUAAGAAAAAUGCAAAUCAACAUGAUGAAUGCAAAGUUCUGCCCAAAAAUUAUAAGGGUCCUAAAUAUGUGCCAGUUUAUCGACCAAAUUCAGAAUGCAACACUUCAUCAUAUCAGAAUGAGCUUCAGACUGGUACCAAUAAGAAUAGGAAGCCAAACAGUGGAGUAGUAUAUGCAGAACUUCAGCUUCCACGUGCAUCUAAUAAUGGUUCCAUGAGACGAGCAAAUCAACAUAAUCUUCAAAAUAAGACGCACUAUGCAGAAAUUACAUUUCAAGGCUGCCCUCUCCAAACAGCUGAAAUAUAAAAAACAAUAAAUAAAUUAUAAGGAAUUUACCAAGACUAUAACUUGCAUAUAAGUGUAUUUUAUGUACAUACAACUUAAAACUUUUCUUUAGCUAUCUGUUUAAAUUUAUGGCAUUUGGAUGUAAUUUGGAAAAAUUUUAAGUACGUCAUAUGAAAAAAGCCUUAAACAUAGUACUGUACUGCACUUUUACCUCAGUAUUUUAUAAAAAUUUUUGGUAAUAUAUCUGUAAGAAAGCAAAUCCAAGCAUA
Messenger RNA from Cherax quadricarinatus, 2595 nucleotides. The record is from RefSeq and is a predicted model, not a curated record. Lineage: Eukaryota; Metazoa; Arthropoda; Malacostraca; Decapoda; Parastacidae.